Molecule: messenger RNA, 1807 nt
Organism: Neurospora tetrasperma FGSC 2508
Lineage: Eukaryota; Fungi; Ascomycota; Sordariomycetes; Sordariales; Sordariaceae
Exons: 2
Coding region: 76-1650 (524 amino acids)
Biological process (GO): transmembrane transport
Cellular component (GO): plasma membrane
Molecular function (GO): transmembrane transporter activity
Source: RefSeq, a predicted model, not a curated record
CAGUAUGGCGCCCAGCCUGGUGGCUACUACAAUAACAACAACAACUACCCUCCGCCGCCGCCCAACUCGUACCAGAUGAACCCCAUGCCGACCGAUGGUAACUACGGCCAGCAACCGCAGUAUGGAUAUGGAGGUCCACCGCCGCAGCAGUAUGGAAAUGGUUAUGGGGAUGGCGGGUACGCUCCGCCUCAGGGACCUCCGCCGAACGGGUACAAACCUCCUCCGACCGAUGGUUACGGCGGCCCCCCGCCCUCGUACGACGAAGUGUUCAAGGUCCAGAAGCCCAAGUACAACGAUUGGUGGGCCGGGCUUUUGUUCCUGGCUACCGUUGCUGGAUUCGUCGCGGUUUCGGCUAUCAGUAUUCAUGGUUAUGCCGACAACAGAAGUCAAAACAAUGGCAGCCUCAAUGGUCAACGCAACACUUUUGGUCUCACCACUCACACCAUUUACCUCUUCGUCUGGGUCCUGAUUUGCGCCAUUGUCCUCAGUUAUGCGUACAUGUGGAUGGCCCGCAAGUUUACCAAGCAGUUCAUCUACGCCACCGGCAUCCUCAACAUUGUUAUGGGCCUGGUGACGGCACUUUACAUGUUGUCUCGCAAAUACUGGUCCGGCGGUAUCGUCUUUCUGAUCUUCGUCGUCCUCCAAGCCCUCUUCUUCUGGUCCUGCCGGUCGCGCAUUCCCUUUUCGACCUUAAUGCUCCAAACCGCCAUUGACGUCUCCAAGGUGCACGGUCACGUCUACCUCGUUUCCGCCGUCGGCGGUGUCAUCGGCACCCUGUUCGCCGCUUACUGGGCCAUCACCCUCGUAGCCGUCUACGUCAAGUUCGAGCCGGACCCGAACAACGCCGCCUGCCGUAACGCCGGUGGGUGUUCCUCAGGCAAAGUCAUUGGCCUAAUUGUCUUUAUCACCUUCGCCGGCUACUGGAUCUCGGAGUGGCUGAAGAACACCAUCCACACCACCGUUGCGGGCAUUUACGGGUCGUGGUACUUCAACAGCCGCAACUAUCCGACUAAAGUUACCCGCGGCGCCCUCAAGCGCUCACUCACUUACUCCUUUGGCUCGAUUUCUCUGGGAUCCCUCUUCAUCGCCAUCAUCAACCUCAUCCGCCAACUCGCCCAGGCUGCUCAACAAAACGCCGCGCAGGAGGGCGACAUCCUCGGAACCAUUCUCUGGUGCAUCUUUGGGUGUCUGAUCGGCAUCUUGGACUGGCUCGUCGAGUUCAUCAACCGCUACGCCUUCUGCCACAUUGCGCUCUACGGAAAAGCCUACUUUGCCGCGGCCAAGGAUACCUGGAAGAUGGUCAAGGACCGGGGAAUCGACGCUCUGAUCAAUGAAUGCCUGAUCGGCCCCGUGCUAACCUUUGGCGCUACUUUCGUCGCUUAUGCGUGCGGUCUGAUUGCCUAUCUGUACAUGGUGUACACCAAACCGGCGUAUAAUGAUGGAGGUGGAUUCACACCCGUGGUGGUCGCGUUUGCGUUCCUGAUUGGGUUGCAGGUGUGCAAUGUGUUUACGACGCCGCUGACGAGUGGCAUUGAUACGAUAUUUGUGGCGAUGGCGUGGGACCCCGAGGUGUUGAUGAGGGAUCAUCCGGAUUUGUAUCACAGGAUGGUGCAGGUUUAUCCCCAUGUUCAGGAGGCUAUUCAUGCGUGAUUUGGCCUCCUUCUGUGGUAGAUGGGAAGUAAUAUUGGAGGAUGGGCGAGGCAGGCAGGGAGGGGAGAGUAGAAAGAAAGACGGGCCGCCCCCUUACUGGUGGCUGUCAAAAAGAAAGGAGAGAGGGCGGUUACAUACCGUUUUCGCGAAGGGGAAG